Molecule: messenger RNA, 939 nt
Organism: Babesia ovata
Lineage: Eukaryota; Apicomplexa; Aconoidasida; Piroplasmida; Babesiidae
Product: proteasome regulatory subunit
Exons: 5
Coding region: 1-939 (312 amino acids)
Biological process (GO): protein deubiquitination; proteasome-mediated ubiquitin-dependent protein catabolic process
Cellular component (GO): proteasome regulatory particle, lid subcomplex
Molecular function (GO): protein binding; proteasome binding; metallopeptidase activity
Source: RefSeq, a predicted model, not a curated record
AUGGGUGACGCCGGUCGUAACUACCACAGCCUGCUGAGCUCGUUCGGCGGGACUCGGCACGCUCAGUCGUUCGGUCCCCUGGCCGACACAUCGGAGCAGGUGUACAUUUCGUCGCUCGCCCUGUUAAAGAUGCUGAAGCACGGCAGGGCCGGCGUUCCGAUGGAGGUCAUGGGUCUCAUGCUGGGAGAGUUCGUCGACGACUACACAAUCGUCGUGGUCGACGUCUUCUCUAUGCCACAGUCUGGUAAUAGUGUCAGUGUCGAGGCAGUCGACCCUGUUUACCAGACCGAGAUGAAGGACCAGCUGCGGCGCACUGGGCGGCCCGAGGUCGUCGUCGGCUGGUAUCACUCCCACCCCGGCUUCGGAUGCUGGUUUUCAGGCACCGAUGUCAAUACUCAGCAGAGCUUCGAGCAACUAAAUCCUCGAGCUGUGGGCAUUGUGAUCGACCCUAUACAGUCGGUGAAGGGCAAGGUGGUCAUCGACUGCUUCCGCCUCAUCAGCCCGCACCUGAUCAUGCUUGGCCAGGAGCCGCGGCAGACGACCAGCAACGUCGGUCACCUGAGCAAGCCUACAAUUAUCGCCCUCGUGCACGGGCUCAACCGCAACUACUACAGCAUCGUUAUCAACUAUCGGCGCAGCAUCCUGGAGACGCAGAUGCUGCUAAACUUCAACCGCAACAAGUGGGUCGACGACCUGCUGGUCCGGGACUUCGCGGAGCGCAGGUCGGACAACCGCGAAAUAGUCCGCAACAUUAAAAACCUCUGCGAGAGGUACAACGAGUCGAUAAAGCAGGAGAUAUCCUCGACACCUGACGAGCUCGCGGUCGCCAACGUGGGGAAGUUGAACGCGAAGCUGCACAUCGAGAACCACGUAAACCGGCUGCUCAAGGACAAUUCUUUGGACACAUUCGGCGCCAUGUUGGGCGUGGAAAUGUUUUAA